This is a messenger RNA of Lipotes vexillifer (Yangtze River dolphin), 561 nucleotides long. RefSeq names its product interferon beta 1 (gene IFNB1). Gene Ontology annotation, molecular function: cytokine receptor binding. Gene Ontology annotation, biological process: defense response. The transcript has a single exon. The record is from RefSeq and is a predicted model, not a curated record. Gene Ontology annotation, cellular component: extracellular region. The coding region runs from base 1 to 561 and encodes 186 amino acids. NCBI's taxonomy places the organism in Eukaryota, Metazoa, Chordata, Mammalia, Artiodactyla, Lipotidae.
AUGACCCACAGGUGCAUCCUCCAAAUUGCUCUCCUGUUGUGUUUCUCCACAACAGCUCUUUCCACGAGCUACAGAUUGCUUCGAUUCCAACAAAGGAGCAGCAAUUUGGCAUGUCAGAAACUCCUGUGGCAGUUACCUGGAAUGCCUCAACAUUGCCUCGAGGACAGGAUGGACUUCGAGGUCCCUGAGGAGAUUAAGCAACCACAGCAGUUCCGGAAGGAAGAUGCCGUAUUGGUCAUCUAUGAGAUGCUCCAGCAGAUCUUUGGUAUUCUCAGAAGAAAUUUCUCUAGCACCGGCUGGACUGAGACCAUCACUGAGAAACUCCUUGUGGAAGUCUAUGGGCAGAUGGAUCGUCUGGAGACAGUCCUGGAGGAAAUAAUGGAGAAGGAAAACUUCACCGGGGUACACAUGACCAUUCUUCACCUGAAGAAAUAUUACUUGCAGAUUGUGCAGUACCUGAAGUCCAAGGAGUACAGCAACUGUUCCUGGACAGUAGUGCGAGUGGAAAUCCUCAGGAACUUUUCCUUCCUUAACCGCCUUACAGAUUACCUCCUUAAUUGA